Messenger RNA from Aspergillus caelatus, 571 nucleotides. RefSeq lists its product as uncharacterized. The coding region runs from base 109 to 426 and encodes 105 amino acids. Lineage: Eukaryota; Fungi; Ascomycota; Eurotiomycetes; Eurotiales; Aspergillaceae. The transcript has a single exon. The record is from RefSeq and is a predicted model, not a curated record.
UUAGCUCUGCUCCUUUGCGUAAUUCAAGGGCGCAGCCACUCACCGUGAACAAUGACGUCCAUACUGUUGCAACAAUGAACACCGUCGACGAGCGAUAUCGUAAGAGCCAUGGAGGGCGUUUACACCGUUCGGAGAUCAGAGAUGUCAUCUUGUGGACGCCAAAUCUGUACCUGGUGGAUGUCCGGGAGUGACGUUGUAACGAUCUUCGGGGGUGGAGAAAGAGAAGAGGUUGCGUGUCUUAUUUUUUUUUUUUUUCCUAUUUCUUUUUCUUUUUCUUUACUCCGCAGCGUGUUCUCACCCUCUUUUGGACCCCGACACAAUAGUAGUGGAAUCGCAGAACACACAUCCUCCCAUUUCGUAUCCUACCGAAGGAAAGAAAGGGUCCCCAGAAUCAUCGGUGCGCAAACAUUCCACUGCCCCCUUUGACCAUAGGCAGGGGGAUGUUUCAUGUUAUUCCAUUACGGAUACGAGGUGUGUAUGAAAGACAACCCAUUGCGACAUGAUUCAGUCGGUGAUGCGCCUUUGAUCAAUGUAGAUCAGACCAUCCACGGCUGUAUUUCCGGGAUUAAGA